AUGGCUACUCUUCUUGCUAAACGCGAGGCCAUUAAAUCCAAACGCACACAGAUCAACGACUCUGCAUACUUUUUGAAACGUUUUCGGGUCCCAUCAAGAGCACAAUAUCUUGCCCAAGAGGAGAAUUGGGACAGUUUUGAAAAGGAAAUGGCCGAACCCAAUCUCGUCCCCGAUACUGAUAACCUUCGACUAUUUGCAUGGUGGAGCGCAUCAAAGAGUAAAGGAAGGCUAGCCGAGAAAGCGGAUAUCAAAACAUUGUGCUUCAAUAUGGGGAGAUUUCAACGCUUGUAUAAUGCUUGCCAUAAAUACCAGAUACCGGACGAAGAUCUCAAGGAUGUUAGGGAGUAUAUCAGGACGGACGUAGCAGAAGAACUCGGACUCCAAGAUCAGGAAAUGCCUAAAGGGUAUGCCGACUGGGAGGAUAUCAAAAUUGUCAUCCGCUAUAUCAUAGCGGAAGAUGCACACGUCUAUAUCGAUAAACGAUUCCGGGCUCAAAUUGUGUGCAUAAUACUGCUUGUGGCCGAGAAUGGCGAGCGGCUUGGAGCUAUUGCACGCUCGGAAUCCUAUCGCCAGGAAGAUAUAGCACUGUGUUACAAGGACGUUGAGCUCUUUUUACGACCUGCUUCCGACGAACAUCCUGGUCCUAGGAUCAAGAUGAGCAUCACGUACGACAAUCGUAAAAACGAACGUGACAAACAUGAGAAUUAUGUGGAAACCUACUUUCAGCGGACUGACCUUGCCCAUUGCACCAUUCUGUGGUUCUUGGUUUUGGCUUUUUUGGAUGAUGCUUUCGAUCGUGAAUAA
Molecule: messenger RNA, 804 nt
Organism: Mollisia scopiformis
Lineage: Eukaryota; Fungi; Ascomycota; Leotiomycetes; Helotiales; Mollisiaceae
Exons: 5
Coding region: 1-804 (267 amino acids)
Source: RefSeq, a predicted model, not a curated record